Messenger RNA from Trachemys scripta elegans, 1237 nucleotides. RefSeq names its product TNF receptor superfamily member 4 (gene TNFRSF4). The transcript is spliced from 7 exons. The record is from RefSeq and is a predicted model, not a curated record. Gene Ontology annotation, biological process: inflammatory response. Bases 201 to 1070 code for a protein of 289 amino acids. Gene Ontology annotation, molecular function: tumor necrosis factor receptor activity; protein binding. NCBI's taxonomy places the organism in Eukaryota, Metazoa, Chordata, Testudines, Emydidae.
UAGAAUUGAUUCAGAAAACUUUAUUUUCCCUUCUUCCUUGAAGGAACCCGAAAGCUGAAAGGAGGAGGAGCUGAAAAGAGGUGGUACAUGGUGGGAAUUUCCCCAUUGCAGGCAUAUGAAUUGCCUUCCUGUUCUUCAGCAGUCUAGGUUCAACCUCUCCUAGAGUUUACUUUUUUUUGCAGGGGAAGUGGAGAGUCAGCAUGGCUGGGCGAGUAUUAGCCAAAUUUGUCGUCUCUUCUUUUACUGCUGAUUUGUUCUUCCUGUUGCUCUCUGCUAUGCAGUGUUCAGGGCUGAUUUGUGGACAAUUUGAAUAUCCCUUAUAUAAAAGAUGCUGCAAAGAGUGUGCUCCUGGUGAGGGAAUGAGAAACCGCUGCUCGCCAUCAUCAGAAACCGAGUGCGUCCCCUGCCAAGAUGGAUACUAUAACUCAAAGCAUAACUACUAUUCGUGCAAAAGGUGCACCAUCUGUGACACAGAUAGGGGAAGCAUUGAGGUGAAGAAGUGCGAUAAGAUCUCAGAUACAGUUUGCGUGUGCAUGAAGGGUUACACUCUAUACGACAGCGGAUCGUCAGAGGAAUCUCCAUCAGAAAAUGACUGCUUCCCUUGUCCUGAUGGGCAUUUUUCCAAUGGAAACAAUGACAGAUGUUGGCCCUGGACCAACUGCACCGCUUAUGGUAAAAAGACUCUGAGAGCUGGGACAAAAAUAGAAGAUGCCAUCUGUGAUGACCAGGACAAACAGGCCACCACACUCCAAACAUCCACCUUAUACCUCUCUAUCAUCAGCCGCAGAAGCAAUGGAUCUACUACAGCACCCACCCCCUUCACAUCCAAAGACCCCCUUUCCACCAUUCCCGUUAUAAAGGAGACUAACUGGGGGUCUUUAUCGCUCAUUUUGAUUUGCUUAACGUUGCUCAUGGUAUCUGGAAUGUCCAUCCUCCUCUUGAUUAUCCAGACGACCAAAAAGGAGAAGCCAAAGAGGCCUCCUGUGAAUGGACAACUUGAUGGAAGGAGCUUUCGAAUUCCUAUCCAGGAAGAGCAAAUCGACUCCAAUUCCAGCCUCAUCAAAAACUGAUUCCCUUUUAAACUACAGUGUACUGUCAUCUGAGCCAGUGGUGGCUCCGGGCACCAGCACUCCAAGCGUGUGCCUGGGGCGGCAAGACGCGGAGGGCGCCCUGCCGGUUCCUGCAAGGGCAGCAGUCAGGCUGCCUUUGGCGGCAUGCCUGCAGCAGGUCCGUGGAU